Frankliniella occidentalis (western flower thrips) is the source of this 4031-nucleotide messenger RNA. RefSeq lists its product as uncharacterized. The record is from RefSeq and is a predicted model, not a curated record. Gene Ontology annotation, molecular function: protein binding. Lineage: Eukaryota; Metazoa; Arthropoda; Insecta; Thysanoptera; Thripidae. The coding region runs from base 166 to 3831 and encodes 1221 amino acids. The transcript is spliced from 7 exons.
UUGAUUCAAAGCCGUCUAUCGCUGCGUAUCCUCUCUGGCUUGGUUUGUAGCUAAGGGUGUUUGUGGUGUGGUGUGCAGGCGGGGUGCACGGCGCUGCAGAGUGCGGCGGCGGAGGGGCACCUGGACCUGGUGAAGCAGCUGUUAAAGCACAGGGCCGACGUCAACAUGCAGGACAACGGGCCGGGCAACACUGCGCUGCACGAGGCGUCCUGGAAGGGCUUCUCCCGGUGCGUGCAGGCGCUGUGCGCCGUGCGCGGCGCCGACCUGUCGCUGCGGAACCACGCGGGCUUCGCGCCGCUGCACCUCGCCUGUCAGAACGGACACAACCAGAGCUGCCGCGAGCUGCUGCUGGCGGGCUGCGACCCGGACGUCCGGAACAACUACGGCGACACGCCCCUGCACACGAGCGCGCGGUACGGGCACGCGGGCGUCACCCGCAUCCUGGUGAGCGCCGAGUGCAAGGUGUCGGAGCAGAACAAGAACGGCGACACUGCGCUGCACAUCGCCGCCGCCAUGGGCCGGCGCAAGCUCACCAGGAUACUGCUGGAGGCCGGCUGCACCAAGAGCCUGCGGAACAAGCAAGGGGAGACGGCGCGGGACAUCGCGACUCGCAAGGAGCUGUCCGAGAUCCUCAGCAUCCUCAACAACCCCGUGAUCCCGAUGCCGCGGAAUAAGGACGUCGGCAAGGAGCCUGCCACCAGCAAGGAGAAUGCCACCAAGAAAAAGAAGAAGGGUUCUGGCGGUCGCUCUGGCCGGAACUCGGGAUCCCGUUCUGGAUCUCGAGGGUCACGCUCAGGGGCGGGCGGCGGUCCUGGGGGCGUCCCGGGCAGCGGUGCGGUCCAGGGCGGAGCGGUGCAGGGGGCGGCAGGCGCGGCCCCGGGGGCCGGCACGGCGUGGUCGCCGUACGGCUGCCACUACUACCCGGACACGUCCUCCUUUCCUCAACCCCGGCUGGACUCGCUGCCCCCCGAGCCGCUGCGCAAGGGCGAGCAGUACUACCUGGACCUGGCGGGCAACAUCCGCAAGGGCCCCGUGGGCGUGGGCUACACGUGCUACUGCGCGCCCUUCUUCCGGCACAUGGAGCAGCGGCUGGACCGCGACAAGCAGGACCUGAAGAAGCACAUCAACCAGGCGGUGGAGGGGCUGGAGCGGCGCACGCAGGGCCACAUCUCCCAGCUGACGCGCUCCUUGGCGGCGGAGCGCGCGCGCUGCUCGCAGCGACACCUGCACCUGCAGCAAUGGCUGCGCGGGGUGGGCGGCGCGGCCGGCGCCGUGGCCCGCACCCCGUCCGUGCCGCGCGCGCGCAGCGUCGACUCGCUGCUGGAGCGCCCGCUGCACCACGUCGAACUGGACUCCGCGGCCGAGGCCGCCGACCGCAACGGCAACGGUGACAUCGGCGAGGAGAUCGAGGUGCUGUCCGAGGGCGACAACACGGCCCGGCGCAAGGAGAGCUUCCUGCGGCGCGGCGGCCGAGGUAAACUGCCCCGGCUGCGGCCUGGCCUUAGCUGGGACCUGCUGGCCGAGGCCGACAAGGUGCUGGCCGCCACCGACCCCACGCACAACCCCGGCCACGACCCGCUGCUCAGCGCGGCGCGGCUGCAGUCCCGCGCGCGCCGCGUGCAGCACAUGGUGGAGGCCAUGGCGCAGCAGCAACACCCGCUGGACGCCGGUGGGCUGUCCGACCACCCCGAGCUAGAGGUCCUCGACGAGCGCGUGUCGCAGUGGCGAGGUCAGCAGCGGAGACUCAUGUUGGAGGUGGCGCGCGCGAGCAGGGAGAUCGCGCAGCUGAAGAGAGUCACGAGUCGGGACCGCGGCCGGGGCAGCUCCGGCUCCGAGCUGGAGAGUCGCGGGGGCAGCGGCAGCCGCGCCGGCCGGGAGAGCCGGGGCAGCCGGGGCAGCAGGGGCAGCAAGGGCGCGGGCCGCCGUCUGCAGACGCUGGACCAGGUGGACGAGGGCGGCAGGCUGUCUCCAGGGCUCAGCUCAGGCGUGAGCCAGGGCCCCGCCAGAAGCUCGGUGCAGUACCUGCACGCCGAGGUGCACGCGCCACCCAAGACCCCCGAGGAGACCCCCGGCCGCAGGCGCAGCCGCAGCCAGGAGCUGCUGCGCGUCGAGCCCGCGGUGGUGUCCUCGCGGUCGCCCACCCCACCCUUGGGCGUGGGCGCCGGCGGCUCCUCGUCGCCAUCACCGUCCCCGGUGCCCUGCUCGCCCGCGGCGCGAGCUGCCCGCUGGCACGGCGUGAGCGUCACCGCGGAGGACAUCGAGAACUGGCGCCGGUUGGACAGAUUGCGCGACCUAGAACAGGAGCAGGAGCAGGACGAGAGCGGGGGCAUGGUGACCAACCCGGACUACGAGGUGCAGGUCGAGGACGGCAUCAUCUUCAGCUCGGAUCUGCGGGACCUCCGGGACCUGGACCCGCGUCUGCCCCCGCUGCCCCAGCCGCAGCAGCCGACGGCGGCCAUGCGGAGCCAGCAGAACCUGGUCGUGGAGCCUCCCGGCCCCGCCAAGGCCAUCUCCAACGCGCCGCCCCCGGCCGCCGCCGUCCUGCACCCAAAGCCCAAGUUCGCCACACCCUUUCAGGUCUCCCUCAGCUCCAAGGGCCCGCAGGGUCCCAAGGGAGAGGUGGUGCCGCUCCCUCGCGGCAUGCCGGCGGCCAGCUCCCCUCCUGUCGGCCCCCUGACCAACGGCGCGCCAGUGCCGCUCAAGCGCGCCACGACGGACACCUCAAGCACCGGCCCCGCCGUACCCGCGCACGUACCGCUCCGCAAGUCUGUCCACGACAUGGUGGCCCGCAUUCAGACUCACAUGCUGAAUAACCUGAAGGGCAAGCACGGCAAGCAGGCGCAGACCGCCAAGGCCAAGGACGACGUCGUGUCCUCGGCGGCGGCCCCCGCGCACCUGAAGGUCUCCACCACCGCCGGCCCUGCUGCUCACGCCGUCCCGCUCUCCACCCCUAGGGAGAUGGCCAUCGAUGUGGGCGACUGCGUGCAGGUCCAGGCCCGGCGCGUGCAGGCGUGCCACCGCGACGACGACUCCGAGUCCAGUGACGGUGAGGACGCGGAUGGCGCGCCCAGGACGGGCCUCGGCCUCGGCCCCGACUACGAGAACGUGUCGCCCUGCUGGAGAGACGGACGUGAACCCCGGCCCCGCAUCCUCGUCUCGGACCUGCCGUACCGCAGCCGCACGGCUGUGUACAGCACGGACGUGGGCCCGGACUUCCUGGACAUACCAUUGACCAACGGCCAUACCAUCGGCAUCAAUGGUCAAAACCACGGUCUUAAUGGCCACGCUGUGAACGGUCAUGGUAUGAACGGACAUGGUCUGAACGGCCAUGGUCUGAAUAACCAUAGCUUGAACGGCCACACUCUUCGCAUCAACGGGCACGGGCUCGGCCUCAACGGGCACGGCCACGACCAGGAUCCAAGGGGCACGCCCAACGGCACGAGGGGCGCUUCCCACCCGCUCACGCUCAGUCACCCCCUGAGCCUGGGGAGUCUCAACGGCCUGGCGCACCACCACAGUCCCGCCGGCACGCCGGACCUCGAGCUGGAGGUGCACGCCGUGCACGGCCUCGGCCACCCCUUCCACCACUACCCCUACACGGCGGGCAGCGGGAGCGGCAGUGGCAUGUACUCGCCCGACCACGGCGAUUCGGGGUACUCCACCAGGAUGGGAGGCAGUUCCAACUCCAAGGGAACUUCGCCUUCGUUGUCAGGACUCGACAGUGAUGGUCUUCUGCAAAACUCUGCUCCAAGAAGUGCUGCUGCCCUAAAUAUAGCAAAUGCUGCUGCUGCCAUAGUGCACCAAAGGCACACAAAUGCAAGUCUUGUAUAAAUGUGUAUUUUUUGUUAUUGAAUAUGCUCAGUGUUCCUUACUUUGAAUACUUUUUUCUAAAGUGUAUAUACUCCAUUUCUAUUUGUAGAACUUGUUAUAAAUAUUUAAAUCUAUCAUGCUAAAAUGGGCUUGUUAAAUUAUUGUGUUUUGUUUUUUUUUAACUAUUGAAUGGAAAAUAAACAAAUUCUCUAUUAUGUGGU